Molecule: messenger RNA, 1439 nt
Organism: Thamnophis elegans (Western terrestrial garter snake)
Lineage: Eukaryota; Metazoa; Chordata; Lepidosauria; Squamata; Natricidae
Gene: ZFYVE21
Product: zinc finger FYVE-type containing 21
Exons: 7
Coding region: 81-779 (232 amino acids)
Molecular function (GO): metal ion binding
Source: RefSeq, a predicted model, not a curated record
GAUUGGGUGGCUGGGGGUGGAUCGAUGGUUUGGGCGCGUCGCCGUGUGGCGGCGGCUGUGGUACGAGCUCUGAGGUGAAAAUGUCGGGGCGCCAGGCCCCUGAAGGCAAAAAGUUGAUUCGCUCCCCUAGUGGGCUCCGAAUGGUCCCCGAAAACCGGGCUGCGCAGAGCCCCUUCGGAUUGGAAGAGCCGCCGUGGGUGCCGGAUAAGGAGUGUCCUAGAUGUAUGCAGUGCAAUACAAAGUUCGACUUCAUAACCAGAAAGCAUCAUUGCAGGAGAUGUGGAAAGUGCUUUUGUGAUAAAUGCUGCAGCAAGAAAGUGCCUCUGCCUCGUAUGUACUUCGUUGAUCCUGUACGCCAGUGUGCUGAAUGUGCUCUCAUUUCUCAGAAAGAAAUGGAGUUCUAUGACAGGCAACUCAAAGUGCUUAUGAAUGGUGCUACAUUCUUCGUAACUCCAGGGACAUCAGAAAAAACAGAAAUGAUGGUUUGUCGACUUUCCAACAACCAGAGGUAUCUAUUUUUGGAUGGAGAAAGCCAUUAUGAAAUAGAAAUUUCACAUAUCUCCACGGUCCAAAUUCUUACUGAAGGAUUUACUCCUGGAGGAGGCAAUACUCGUGCCACAGGUAUGCUGCUUCAGUACAAAGUACCAGGAUCAGAUGAAUUCAAACAGAUUAAAUUUACUGGUGGUGAAGAUUUCAGUUCCAAUAAAAAGCUAUCAGCUACCUGGCUAGCAGCAAUGCAUAAGGCAGCAAAACUUCUUUAUGAAUCUCGGGAUCAAUAGGUAGUUUUUUGGAACCGAGGGGAAAAGAUCAACUCUAAAAAUAAGCUUCUUACUACUUGCUAUUUACACAUGGUAUAGGGAUUCUCCCUUCCUCCUUUCCUACAUUAAAUGUGGUUCAUCAUGUGAGCACUGGCCAAUUAUAAUGUGAGUAUUUGGACCUAUAAGUAUUCACUUAUUUAGUGUGCAAUAUGUAUACAGUUUAUUAAUGCUUUAAAUAGAGCUCUGCAUCUAUGACUUUAUUUUGUUAAAUCUUAUCUGCACUUAAUAUGUAAAAUGAAGUGUGACUGCACUAUUGCUAAAUAUAUAGCACAAUUUUUAUAAUGCAAAUUAUGUAAUUCACUUAAAACCAAUCCUCAUUGUUCCAGAAAAAAGUUCUUCAGAAAUGUAGAUCUCAGGUUUUCCCCCCAUAUAUCCGAAUGAUCUAUCAAAUCCGUCUUAGGUAUUAUUUUAUAUAGAAUCAUCAUUUUUUCUGGUGAGGGGUUUGUAUCAUGAGAUUAAAGCUUUUGUUGUUGUUGUAAAAUUAAGAUUUACCAAAUACUACAAAUAGUGCUGUGUAAAUUGGCCUUUUUGAAUGAAACUGUCAGCAAAAUUGUUUUUCAGGUUUUAUGGACAUGUUUGUGAUAAUUUGAGAUUUGGCUAAUAAAAUCUUAUCAAAUACUA